Messenger RNA from Bubalus bubalis (water buffalo), 4440 nucleotides. It is a transcript of the gene ATXN7L2, whose product is annotated as ataxin 7 like 2. Bases 1969 to 4311 code for a protein of 780 amino acids. Lineage: Eukaryota; Metazoa; Chordata; Mammalia; Artiodactyla; Bovidae. The record is from RefSeq and is a predicted model, not a curated record. The transcript is spliced from 12 exons.
GGAAGCCAGCUGGCGGGGCACUUGCCUUUGCCCUAGUAAAUUCUGACCCUGCCAGGAUGCCCACCUUGGACCUUUUCUGAACACGAGUUCCCUCCACUAUUAUGGUCAUAGAUGUCCUUCUUCUGGGAUUGCAGAUCAGGGGUGGGGGGAGAAUGUUGCAUGUUGUUUUCUGGUGCUUGUCAUUAUACAUAUGAAUAAACAGUGCUUCAAGCAUUUGCCAUGAAGGAGCCAAGAAUGUAGCCCUUAUGGGGAUUUUUUUUCCUCCUCCCCUUGCUUUAAGUUCUUGGACAAAUAUCAGCAUUUUCAACCAAAACAUCAUUCUACUCCUCUCCACUCUGCACUCCCAGCGAUAAGAGUCUGAAGGCUGAGUUGUUCCUGGCAGACCCCAGCCUGGUGACAUCUCCUCAAUCCAAAGUAACUGAAAUUCAUUAAUAAAUUUAGAGCAAACUCAAAAGGCAGGAGAUAGUGGCUUCCACAAUGCUGUUUCCAUUUGUGCUCUCCUACCAUUUGAGACCUAAUCUAGCUUCCUGUCAGGAGUUGAGGGCCUUAUGCAUUGCCCUCUUAACCUUACAAACUUGCACCUCUAUGCCCCUUCUGACAGACAGUCAUAGGCUUCAUUUAUAUUCCCUUGAAAAAUACACUUGGGCACAAAAUUAUGCUCAAUGUCACCAGAUUUGCCAGUCUCCUAGGAAUCAUCUAUGGCUUUCAGGUUAAGAAGCUCUACCAUCAGAGAUCAUCCUUGAAGUACUUUAACAUUCCUUGGGUGAAAAUGAGAAGACGCUCAGAGGUCUUGAAGUCACAGACCUUGACUUCUUUGCCUCCAGUUUGGUUUCCCCUGAGAUGAAAGAAUGAAUACGGGGUGAGGUGUAAGGGAAAAGAGAAUUAGGAUCUCUUUUCCGAUGUGAUGGGGUAGGGGACAGGCUUUUGUGUCUUGAGUGUAUGAAGGUGAGAAAGAACGUUAUCAGCUGAGGAGAAAGAUGUGGAUGAUUAAGGUAUCAAUAUUUUCUAGGCCUUAGCAAGGAAAAUAACAUAUCUGAUGAGAAAUCACCUUAUGAUGAAGCUCUGGUAGCAGCCCUGCCAGCACAGAAAAUAUUCGUUAGAAAAAGAAGCCAAAGUGAUGGAUGGAGUCAGGGUCCAACCAGGAUUUGGGAAGAGGCAAUACAGGGUAUCGAUCAUCGAUUGCAGUUAUCAGAAGGGGAGAGACGCAUCACCAGAGAUGCUGCAAACACCAGCAGCCUCGAGGCUACCCCAGUUCCGGGGCUGGCUCUGGCUCACAGAUAGCCUUCUGUCAUCCUGACAGGUGAUCGUGGUCAGCUCAGCUAGGUCCUACCAAAUCCAGAAAACGCUAUUCCAACCCUCUGCUCUACAUCAGGGCAGCGUGGGUUUCCCACAAAGACACAACACCAGAGUUGAGGAUUCUCCCCCACUCCAACCCCUGUGUCCUUCAGCACAUCCUACAGACCCCCUCCCUUUGCCCUUCUGAUUCAUAGCGCCCACCUCCCUGCACCUACCCUAUUCGAUCUACAGGGAAGCGAAGUCGAUCGUGGCCGCCAGCCGAGAAAGGGAGCCAGCCAGCUGGCGGAGGCACGGCUUAAAGGGGCAUCUUGGGCAGAGAGGUUUGGGACUGGGGUCUGUGUGCAGUGAGUUUAAGAGAGGGGCUGGUAGCAGAAAGAAUGUGUUCACAAGGGUUAAGAGAGGAGGUCCUGAGGCUUUGGUCUCUUUCUCCCCCCGCAAUCAUGCAUUUUGGAGGGGCUCUCGCGGCAAGUUCAGUAGGCAACAGCACCACCUAGCCGACUACAUUUCCCAGAAAGCUAUGUGGGCGAGAGACUGAGAGCCAGACGAACAGUGCUGCACUUGCGCAACUGAGCUGGAAAGGUGGGAGGGAGAGGGGAGGCGUGCCCGCGGCGGGGAUGAGGGGAGGGGGCCGCGCGGCGGCGGCGCCUGGGCGGGCGCGCGUCCGCGGCGGUGAUGGCGGUGCGUGAACGCGCGGCGGCAGCAAUGGCCGCUCUGGAGCGGCGGGUGCCGAGUCUCGAUGACUUCGCGGGACAGAGCUGGAGCUCGUGGGUGGAGCGGGCCGAUCUGCCCGCGGCCGAUGGGGCUGAGUUGGAGGAGAGUAACAAAAACCCGAAGAAGUUGGAUGCCAUGACCCUCAUUAAAGAAGACAUGUCCAUCUUCGGGCACUGCCCUGCCCAUGACGACUUCUAUUUGGUUGUAUGUAACCAUUGCAGCCAAGUGGUGAAGCCUCAAGCUUUCCAGAAGCACUGCGAAAGAAGACAUGGGCCCCUCAGCAAGCUCUACACCCGGGCCCCACCUCCACCUCCAGCCCCUGCCAGCUCUCAGAAAUGCCAUGUAGUGAAUGGGCAGGGCCCUGCUUGUAGGGGCCCAGGUUCUACCAAAACCUCCUCCAGGGAGAAGGGCCAGGGGUCUCGCAGCCGUGGCCACCAGCCUCCUGAGAAGACCCAGAAGGACAACCUCUGCCUUUUCGUGCCUGUGGUGAAUCUGGAGAAGAUGUCCAGUCUUCCGAAGCCCGAUGGACAUGGAAUCAGGGUGGCACCGCCCUCUGCUUUCCUCAGCCAGCCAGGUGGCCUCACCAAGGACUCCCCUGGAAAAAAUCCCAUGGCAUCCCCUUCUAAAGAACUUCCUGGCAGAGAGAGCAUCGAGAUAUCCCCCAGCGAGGGUCCCAGUCACCGGACUGAAAGCAGCCCUUCUGAAAAGGAGCCUGGUGGGGCCAAGCUGCCCCCUAAAGCCCACCGCAAGAUGGCUCGGAAGGAGUGCGACCUCAACAGGCAGUGUGGGGUAAUAAAUCCAGAGACCAAAAAGAUCUGUACCCGCCUUCUCACCUGCAAGAUCCACUCGGUGCACCAGCGCCGGGAGGUCCAGGGCCGAGCCAAGGACUUUGACGUGCUGGUGGCAGAGCUGAAGGCCAAUUCCCGCAAAGGGGAGUCUCCCAAGGAGAAGAGCCCAGGGCGCAAGGAGGCAGCUCUCGAGCGCCCCUCCCAGGAGCCCCCCGCCUCAGUCCAACUUGUGGCAGCAGCAGCUGCUCCCAGCGGCACCUUCUCUGCUCGUGCCAAGCCGACCUACCCCUACUGUGCACUGCCCAGGUCCCGGGCUUCCUCUGAGAGUGAGUUGGAUGAUGAAGGCCCUUGUGGUGGUGAUGGGGAUCCAGGCCUGUUCCCCUUCCCCCUGCCCCGGGGUGGGGCCCAGGCCUCCAGUGAGGAGAGUGAGGAGGAGGGGACAUCUGAUGAACUCCACCUCCCCACUGACUGCCAUUAUGCAAACCGGCCUCCUCGGCCACAGGCGUUCUGCACCUUUGGGAGCCGGCUGGUGAGUCCAGGAUGCUAUGUGUUUAGCCGCCGGCUGGACCGGUUCUGCUCGGCCCUGAGCUCCAUGCUGGAACGGCACCUCAGCUCCCACAUGUGGAAGAAGAUCCCACCGGCGGCUGAGCCUCCAUCCCACCUUGUCAGCUCCCUCCCAUCUGCUCCCCUAAGUCCCUCCCCUACGGGCAGCAGCCCUCGCCUUCCAGGCCCACCCCCAAGACCCACCUGCCCUGCCUCCACGCCCCCCACCAAGGACAGCCUUGUCCCCAGCUACCCUGCAGGCUCCCCCAAUGUGGCAGCCGCCUGUAGUCAGGCGGAGUGCAUGGGCGGGAGCCAGGCCAUCACCUCACCACUGCCUGCCAACACGCCGUCCCCGUCGUUCAGCAAGCUCCCACCUUCCAAGGCCAGCAAGUCAUCCAAAGGCAAGGACAGGCUUGAGGUAGAGGCUCCUUCUCGAAAGCGAAAGUUAUCGCCCGGCCCCACCACUUUCAAACGGACUUGCAUCCUGGAGCCCACUGGAAAAGGCAAGCCCUCUGGAUGCCGGGGCCUCGCAGCCAAGACUAAACCUGCUCUGGGCCUGGGGCUUAAUGGGACUGUGGGGCCAAGAGUGAAGAGGGCAGGGCCUCUAGACUGUCGGGGUUCCCCUCAUCAGCCCCCCACGCCAGUCAAGGCCUCUCAGCUGGACAGCCAGGGGGUGGCUGGACACGCGGCCAAGGCCCUGCCGACCAACUGCCUCUCUGAGGAGGAGGUAGCCAAGAAGCGGAAAAACCUGGCCACUUACUGCCGGCCAGUGAAGGCCAAGCACUGCCAGGCCGGUGCCCCUGCUGACGCGGCCUGCUCUGUGCGCCGCAAGAAGCCGGGUCCGGCCCUGGCCUUUGAGGAGAAGUGUUCUACACUGCAGGGCCACUUUCUGAAUUGGCUGUGGCCCUCACUCCAGGAACUGGAGCUACCUCUGUUCCCUGAAGGAAAGGAAGUUGGACUCCAUGAGCUCUGAUAAGAAAGUCAAAAGCCCAUUAACGAGAAAGUGCCUGCCCACUGCAAUGGAGCCGCCAGCACCUCCUCCCCUCCAGAUCCGGGCCCCAGGCUGCUGCCGCUUUUUAUAACUUUAUAUUAUUUUUUUUAA